Messenger RNA from Rubroshorea leprosula, 1557 nucleotides. NCBI's taxonomy places the organism in Eukaryota, Viridiplantae, Streptophyta, Magnoliopsida, Malvales, Dipterocarpaceae. The record is from the annotation of a GenBank genome assembly.
CAAGUUGUCAAAAAAGUCUGAGGUGGCGCUGAUAUGUGCAUACUUGAUGGAGGCCAACGAUGCACGUGCUACACGUGACACUCCGGCGUUAAAUUUUGCCUCAUUUUCUCAAACUCAAAAAUAUGAAAGGUAAAAAUUCAUGUAUUGUAAUAUGGAGGGUAAAAACCCUUAAAUCCGAAAAGUUAAGGGGCAAACGGUACCUUUUGCCGGGGAAAUGAACCUUUUUUGUUAACAGCUUGCAUGAGCUCUUUGCUGUCAGAUUCAAAAAUUCUCUUUAUUAUUAUUCUAACGCUAUGAGUAGGUUUUGAUCCUCCGUCCCCCGCACUCCCCCUCCCCCCUCCUUUCUGUCCGAGACCUCCAAUCCAAACAGUAUAUCUUUACCAAUUCGAGCUCGAUCUGAUCGUAUUGAGAAACCCUCCAAGUUUAAGCCAUGGGUGUUACUGAUUGGUUUUAUCCAACUCUUCGUUCCCUCGGUCUGUGGCAGAAGGAGGAGACGAUGAAGGAGGAGACGAUGAAGGAGGCGACGAUCUUGGUUCUGGGUCGUGGUAGUCAUGAAAAGACCGCCUUGCUUUCUAUGCCGAAAGAUGGGGGGAUACCCCCGCCAGACCGCCGUCCAACAUCAGGGAAGCUAAGCCAUCCAACAUCACGGGAGCUUAGUAUUGGGAAUAUUAAGUUCAAGUUAUUUGAUUUGGGAGAUCUUCAGACUGCACGCAGAGCCAUGAGGGACUACUAUUUCAAGGUAAACUAAAAAAUGAAGCUUUUUUUUUUUUUUUUGUCUCUCAUGAGCCCUUUGUUUCUAAUUACAACUUUCUCAUCAUUGAGUUCGUCACUCAUAUAUUUGUCUGCACAUUUUUUAUUAUUUUGACUAUCUCAAGCUGUAGAUAUACCAAAUUUUGUUGCUUUCUGAGUUUGAUGUCCGAUUGGUUAAAUUUUGCCUCAUAUUUGACAGCACGCAUUUUAAAUUAAGCCUUUAGGUUGACACUUAUAGAUCUCAUAUGCAGACCACAAUUUGGAAAUCUUUUCAAAGGGGGUUUAAAUGGUUAAUUUGGUUAGGCUUGUAAUAUGUCCAAAUUUACAAUUGCGCAUGCAGAAUUGUUUAAUUGAGAUAUGAACACAUCUUCCACAAUACCUUAGAUAGGCAUAAGAUGAUAUCUUACCAUUGUUGCGUCCACUUUCCUUGAAACAUGUUGCUCUAGUUAUAGUUGAUGUUCGGGCAGCUUUAAUAACUCUUACUGUUGAGAUCAUGAGCAGCUCAAACACCUGAAAAUCCUGCCACAUGUAAUUACUCCAUUGGUACACUUGCAAAAAUAAGAGUUCAUGCAAAAAUAAGAAUUAUGCAGUGUACGGAGAGGGGGCACCCUUUCUGCCUUCUGCAUGCUCUGAAAAACUUCUUUAUGUAACAUUUCAUUUCAUGUUUUACAUAUCAUCAAAUCUUUUAUCUGUUUUUGUUUUUGGUUAUAAAGAGUCUUUGUAUUAGUUUCAUUUAGAGAAUAAAUAAAUAAAGAAGAAAUCAUUUUCCUCGUCUUCUUUUUUUUCUGAUAAAGACUUGUUUCUUGU